Messenger RNA from Brassica napus (rape), 1334 nucleotides. Its product is annotated as dirigent protein 9-like. The record is from RefSeq and is a predicted model, not a curated record. The coding region runs from base 306 to 1235 and encodes 309 amino acids. NCBI's taxonomy places the organism in Eukaryota, Viridiplantae, Streptophyta, Magnoliopsida, Brassicales, Brassicaceae. The transcript has a single exon.
CCUCAGUCUCUAAUUCUUUAUAUAUAAACCUAAUUAAUUAUGUUUCCAAAUAUAUAAAAGUAGAUACUUUUCUCAAGUUGACUUGUAGGCAGAAAAUAUUACUUAAUUCAAAUACAAGAACAGUGUUUUAGUUGUCACACAAGCUCAACAAAAGCAUAUCAACAACAACAACAACUCCAUUCUAAUGACUCCAACAAUCAUAUAAACCAAAUUCUCCUAUGCAUCUUCAUAUAAAUAUAUACAUUAGUCCAUCCAUCACUAAACAUCGAUCAUAAGCAACUUGGGUAUCCAAACGUUAGACUAAAAUGGUCAAAGCACUUCACAUAACCAUCAUGCUCUUCCUCGUAGCCUCCAAUCUCCUCGCAUUUAUCAAUUCCGCUAGACUUCUCGACCAGAUUCAACCUCAGCCUGAAGAAGUUGACGAAACGGGCGAUAUCCCACCACCAGCAACCACAACUACAUCAGCAUUCACGGUCCCGGCCGGUCCAGCAGGAGCUACUACAACGAGUGAACAUGAGCCAUCACUAGAGUUCUUUAUGCAUGACGUGCUAGGAGGGUCACACCCAUCAGCUCGUGUAGUGACCGGCAUAGUAGCUCAAACCGAGGUGAACGGCAUACCAUUCUCAAAGGCCAGCAACAGCAUCUUCCCAGUAGACAACGGAGUCCCACUGGUCAACUCAAACAACAUCAACAGUGUCAUCAACCCAAACACAGCUCCACUUCUCACCGGACUUAGCGGCGCUCAAACCAGCACCGUGAUCCAAAACACCAACGGAAAUACCAACGAUGCCCUCAGCUCCAACAGCCUCCCCUUCGUAACCGCAGGAAACCUCCCUCCCGGUGCUGCACUCCAGCAUCUUAUGUUCGGAACCAUAACCGUUGUGGACGAUGAGCUAACCGAAAGCCACGAGCUCGGCUCAGCUGUUAUAGGGAAAGCUCAGGGGUUUUACCUAGCCAGUUCCUUGGAUGGGACUAGCCAGACUCUUUCUUUAACCGUGUUGUUAGACAGAGAGCAUGACCAUCAUGACACUUUAGACGAUGCCAUUAGCUUCUUUGGGGUUCACAGGACCGCCUCUCACGCCUCUCAGAUAGCGGUUAUUGGCGGGACAGGGAAGUUUGAGCAUGCUAAAGGGUAUGCCAUAGUGGAAACUCUGCAUAACCAGAACAACCAGCAUAUCACUGAUGGUCAAGACACCAUCCUCCAUUUCAGUGUAUACCUCACCUACAAAGCUUGAAAUAUAUUGAGUGUUAAACAAGAGAUGAUUGCUUUGGUAUAUGUUCUUGCUCACUAGCUUCCUAUUGUGGCCUUUUUUCAUUUGUUGUGAAAAUCUGAU